Messenger RNA from Myiozetetes cayanensis, 1469 nucleotides. RefSeq names its product transcriptional adaptor 1 (gene TADA1). The coding region runs from base 241 to 1182 and encodes 313 amino acids. Lineage: Eukaryota; Metazoa; Chordata; Aves; Passeriformes; Tyrannidae. The record is from RefSeq and is a predicted model, not a curated record. The transcript has 7 exons. Gene Ontology annotation, biological process: regulation of transcription by RNA polymerase II. Gene Ontology annotation, cellular component: SAGA complex. Gene Ontology annotation, molecular function: transcription coactivator activity.
AGCCCGCUGGUGUUUGUUUCCCUGCCGGGCCCGGGGGAGCUCCUCCCUGCGGCACGAUCCCCAACAGGGACCGUGCUGGGAGGGGAAUGGCCAGGGUUCAGGUAGCAGUGGCGUUAAAAGGCUGGAGGUGCCCUGACCUGCAUGGGGAAGUGCCCUGGCACUGACAGGCAAUUUGGCCUUGUGUAAAUAUGGUGAAAAGGUAAAAAAAAGGUGUUCCACUCACUAAAACCACACUCUUUUAUGUCACUGUGGAGUCCCAGUCCUUUCUGUACUUUCCCUUCGGUUUGGACUGAACUGGUGGUGUGGCUGAAGUGCGGCAGGGAAUCCCAGAUCCACCUGGUCCACUCCCACAACGAUUUCCUCCUGGCUAUUCUUACCCGAUGCCAGAUCCUGGUUUCUGCACCAGAAGGUGCUGGAUCUCUGCCAUGGCCAGGUGGUUCUGCAACUAAACCUGGAAAACCCAAAGGAAAGAAAAAGAUUUCUUCGGUUCGCCAGAAGUUUGAUCACCGGUUCCAGCCCCAGAAUCCGCUGUCGGGAGCCCAGCAGUUUGUGGCAAAGGAUCCUCAGGAGGAUGACGAUUUGAAGCUGUGUUCCCACACCAUGAUGCUUCCCACACGUGGGCAGUUAGAAGGAAGGAUGAUUGUAACUGCCUACGAGCACGGGCUGGACAAUGUCACGGAGGAGGCGGUGACCGCGGUUGUUUAUGCUGUGGAGAACCAUCUCAAGGACAUUCUGACAUCCGUGAUCUCCAGGCGGAAAGCCUAUCGUCUGAGGGAUGGCCAUUUCAAGUACGCCUUUGGAAGCAAUGUCAACCCUCAGCCGUAUCUGAAGAACAGUGUUGUUGCUUAUAACAAUUUAAUUGAGUGCCCUCCCAGCAGCGCGACACCCUCGGCUGGUCAGAGCCUGGCCCCCCAGCCCCCUCCUGACGAUGCUGAGCAGCAGGCAGCCCUGCUCCUGGCCUGCUCUGGGGACACCCUGCCAGCCUCCCUCCCGCCAGUCAACAUGUACGACCUUUUCGAGGCCUUACAGGUGCACAAAGAAGUUAUUCCUGCACACACUGUCUAUGCUCUAAACAUCGAGAGAAUUGUCAUGAAACUCUGGCAUCCAAACCAUGAGGAGCUACAGCAGGAUAAGAUCCAUCGGCAGCGCCUGGCAGCAAAGGAGGGCCUUCUCCUCUGCUAGAGCUGGGCAGCUGUGUCAGCCCUCAAGGGCUGCAGCCCUGGGACUUGUCAUUCGGGUGCUUCUUAAAAACCCAUGUCAGCAUUUCAAGGAUGACAUAAGUUAUGAGUCUGCUUUUCCUAUGGAAAUAUGACUGAGUUGUGGGACACUUUCUCUGCUUCCUCAGGGUCACGUGCCAUGCAGUACUUGCAGCAAUCCCACUGAAUUGGAAAGGAGCAGCAAGACAUUUGUUUGCGAAGACUGUUUUUAGUAAAAAUAAAUGUGAGUGGAAAAAGUUGGUUUUAAAUGAA